This is a messenger RNA of Sesamum indicum (sesame), 1925 nucleotides long. Its product is annotated as cysteine proteinase mucunain. Gene Ontology annotation, biological process: proteolysis. Lineage: Eukaryota; Viridiplantae; Streptophyta; Magnoliopsida; Lamiales; Pedaliaceae. The record is from RefSeq and is a predicted model, not a curated record. Gene Ontology annotation, molecular function: cysteine-type peptidase activity.
CACCAAUCUCACGUCGCCUUUCAUUCUCCAUUCCCCUCCAAUCAAUCGCCUCCAUUCACAGUCCUUUUUGUCCUUUUCUCUUCCCCCGUUCCCUAUAAGAAGACCAAGAGUGGCCCCGCUUUUCCCCACGCUCUUGCCUCCUUCAACAAUGGCUUCUCCUCUCAAACUUUCCUUCUCCCUCCUUAUCCUCUCGUUUUUCAUCCUUUCCUCUGCCUUGGACAUGUCCAUAAUCACCUAUGACGAGAAUCACAAGAUGGGCUCUCCCCAUCGUUCGGAGAACGAAGUCAUGGCUUUGUACGAAUCUUGGCUUGCGAAGCAUGGGAAGGCGUACAACGCCAUUGGUGAGAAGGAGAAGCGUUUCGAGAUUUUCAAGGAUAACUUGAAAUUCAUCGACGAGCACAAUUCCGCUGAUCGGUCGUAUAAGCUGGGCCUGAACCGGUUCGCUGAUCUGACAAACGAGGAGUAUCGUAUGCUGUUUGUGAGUGGAAGGGUAGACCGGAAGACCAAGCUGAUCAACCGAAGAGCGAGUGACCGUUACGCGUUUAAGGCGGGGGAGGAGUUGCCGCAGUCCGUUGACUGGAGGAAGAAGGGCGCCGUUGCACCGGUCAAGGAUCAGGGCCAAUGCGGGAGUUGCUGGGCGUUCUCUACUGUUGCUGCUGUUGAAGGGAUAAAUCAGAUAGUAACUGGAAAUAUGACAGUUUUAUCUGAGCAAGAGCUCGUUGAUUGCGACAGGAAAUAUAACGAGGGUUGUAAUGGUGGUCUUAUGGACUAUGGAUUUCAGUUUAUCAUUGAUAAUGGCGGCAUCGAUACAGAGGAAGAUUACCCAUACCUAGCUCGUGAUGGUACUUGUGACACUUACAGGAAAAAUGCCAAGGUGGUCUCCAUAGAUGCGUAUGAGGAUGUUCCAGCAAACGAUGAAAAAGCAUUAAAGAAAGCUGUGGCAAAUCAACCAGUCAGUGUUGCGAUUGAAGCGGGGGGCAGAGCUUUCCAACUAUACCAAUCGGGUGUCUUUACUGGACGCUGCGGAACAGAUUUAGACCACGGUGUUGUUGCCGUUGGAUAUGGUACAGAAGAGGGCAAAGAUUACUGGAUUGUGAGAAAUUCAUGGGGUCCCAGCUGGGGAGAAAACGGCUACAUCAGGCUUGAGCGCAAUGUGGCUAAUACCUUUGCAGGAAAGUGUGGGAUUGCAGUGGAAGCAUCUUAUCCCGUCAAGACUGGUCAUAACCCUCCUAAUCCUGGCCCAUCUCCUCCAACCCCGGUGAAACCCCCCACUGUCUGUGAUGAAUACUACACAUGCCCAGAGGGCACCACCUGCUGCUGUGCAUACCAAUAUGGCAAAUUGUGCCUUGGCUGGGGAUGCUGCCCCUUGGAGUCUGCCACUUGCUGUGAGGACCAUUCUAGCUGCUGCCCGCACGACUAUCCCAUCUGUGAUGUUGAAGCUGGCACUUGUCUAAUGAGCAAGGACAACCCAAUGGGAAUAGGAGCACUGAAACGGCGUAAUGCUGAGCCGAAUUGGUCUAGUUUACAUGGUGGCAGGAAAAUUAGCAGCUCUUGAGAAUCGUCUGCCUUAUCUAAGACGGGAAACAACAUCGACUUGGUGGUGUAGCAAAAGCAAUUUUGCUAUAGGAGCCAGUUGAUAGUCUAGGGAGGAUGAUUGGAGCGUGGAACCUCUCUGCUCCUUAAGCUAUUUAGAACCGUUGUCAACUCUGGAUACAUUUGUAUAUAAUUCUUGCUUUUCCUUUUCUCCUCUGGAGAUUUGGCAAAAUUCACAACUUUCUAUCGGGUCUUAUUUGUGGUAUUGAAAAUGUCUCAAGGUCUGUACUUUUGAGGUUUCCUGUGUCUUUUCUUUUCUAUAUGUGUUCUAUUGUCAGCUUGUCUGGGGAAAUUCUUUCAAUCUAAAUGAAAAAAUUUAAGUUAUUACCUCC